This is a messenger RNA of Onychostruthus taczanowskii (white-rumped snowfinch), 1053 nucleotides long. RefSeq names its product uricase-like. The record is from RefSeq and is a predicted model, not a curated record. Gene Ontology annotation, cellular component: peroxisome. Gene Ontology annotation, molecular function: urate oxidase activity. The transcript has 8 exons. Gene Ontology annotation, biological process: purine nucleobase catabolic process; urate catabolic process. Lineage: Eukaryota; Metazoa; Chordata; Aves; Passeriformes; Passeridae. Bases 1 to 1053 code for a protein of 350 amino acids.
AUGCCGGCCCCGGCGCUGGGCACCUCCAGCCACCCCCGGGAACGGAGCCCCAUAACUCAGGCUUCCACUGCAUUUCUUUACUACUGCCAUGUGUUUUCUUUGCAGAUCAACGACCUUGAAGUCCUCAACUGUGAAUAUGGCAAGAAUACAAUUAAGUUCCUUCGCCUUCAUAAAGAGGGAAAGAAGGAGUUUGUUAAAGAAGUGGAAGUGUGUGUGCAUCUCCGGCUGACUUCUCCUCAGGAGUACCUGGAAGGAAACAAUUCUCUUGUGAUACCUACAGACACCAUAAAGAAUAUUGUCCUUGUGUUGGGCAAAAAAAAAGGGAUCCCAAGUUUAGAACAAUUUGCUAUAGAUAUCUGCAAUCACUUCAUGACAACAUUUUGCCAAGUGGUGUACGUCAAAACCUACAUUCAAGAAGUACCAUGGCAACGUCUGCAUGAGGAUGGCGUUCCCCACAUCCACUCAUUCAUAUGUGUUCCUGAUGGGAUCCGCUUUUGUGAAGCUGAGCAGUGCCGGAAUGGUCCUCUGGUUGUCUUUGCUGGAAUUAAGGACCUGAAACUUAUGAAGACAACACAGUCUGGAUUUGAAGGCUUCUAUAAGAAUGAACACACCACACUUCCUGAAAGACAUGACAGGAUUCUGUGUGGAGAGUUCUUCUGCAAAUGGUCAUAUGGCGAAUGCAAGGAUUUUGACUUUAACUGCAUAUGGAAGAAAAUCCGUGAAUGUAUCCUUGAAGCCUUUGCUGGACCACCUGACUGUGGGGAAUAUUCACCCUCUUACCAGAAAACUGUCAACUCUAUCCAGAUGCAUGUCCUUUCCAGAGUGCCACAGGUACAGGUCAUAGAAGUCGUCUUGAACAACACUUUUUAUAACAUUGUAGACAUGAAGAAUCUAGGCUUGACCAAUGACAAAGAAGUUUUGGUUCCAGUGGAAACUCCUUAUGGCUCCUGUACUUGCACACUUGGUCGGAAGAAGUUUUUUGAAGCACAAGGCCACAUGCUGAGAGAUGAGAGGAAAUGUCAGUUUGGACUGGCAGCUGCCCAGGGAAACUAA